Pocillopora meandrina is the source of this 8166-nucleotide messenger RNA. NCBI's taxonomy places the organism in Eukaryota, Metazoa, Cnidaria, Anthozoa, Scleractinia, Pocilloporidae. The record is from the annotation of a GenBank genome assembly.
CUCAAACAGACGUCACAUGGACACAUCACGUCGUCAAAGUAAGCUUGUUUACUUAUUUCGUUGCAUCUUUUCUUCUUUGGCGACGUUUUACGUUUCCCACACGAACAUUUUCAUAUUGCUGAUUACCUUUGCGCUCAAAGGAUAUGACGUGUAAAGUUAUGUUAGCGUAAGAUUUCCGGUUCUUCGUAUUUGAUAACUAAUUAAGGGUUCACUCGUUCUUCUUCGUCCACAAGUUCUACUUAAAGAAGGAAAAGAAACGAUUUGAAACUGAUAAACUUCCAAAACUGCGAACAAAGAUCCUGCUUGGUUGUAAGUUGUACCUCACAGGAGACCCCAUCAGCCAAAUAUGAGAACUGAAUAGUGAGGUAUCAAAAUAUCAUUCAAAAUAAUAUUUCGGCCAGCCAGACCAGGCUUUUCUAGAUUUAGAUUAUAUUGGAGUAUAUCACGGCUUUACAAUAAUAUGUUAUCGUAGCUAAGCUUUCAUACUUACAGGAGAACAAAUAUAUUGUACCACCUUGUCAUUUGUAUUUCGAAUACAUUUACCUCCGCUUUCGUUUACCCACACGAAUGUUUUCGAAAUAAUCUACUCUGAAAACCGUUUUUAGUGCGAAAGGGUAAUCUCAUUAGGUUAAAAUGCGUUCGUAGGAAAAUUUUCAUGUAAUUUCCCCUCCUCACAAUGUUUAAGCUUCUUCUUCCAAAAUUUUCGCUCGACAGUUUUCCACUUUUCCAAUUAAUGCUCUGUCCACUCUUGUCCGAAUGAUUUUGCCAAUGUUUUCAUUAACCAUGCCUUAUUAUCAUAAUUUAACAAAGACAUAUGAGUGUUUAAUCAUUUGAUUCAUGAUUUAGAGUCCUUAUUAGGUGUAGAUCACUAUACUAUUAGUUUUAGUCACUCGUAGGAAGCUUGGUUGACAGGAACAAGGCAGGUCUUUUGUUGAUCAUAUGUAAGGAUGUUGAUGGGAUAUCUUUGUUGACUAUGAUGAUAAAAAGAUGCUUAAUCGUCCGAACAAUAAUUCAAGAGUCACUUUCAAUUGUAAAUUCAAGACAUCAAUUGAAGAUCGCAAUGUUUCGGCCAUUAUUUAAAUUGUUAAUAUUUGAGAAGCGAGAAGAUUCGUUGCACAUAGUAAAUCAAUCAAUACGGGUCCCGGAUAAUUCUCUUUGUUUGAAAUUUCCACGUCCGCAACAAGGGUCACCCACAAACAGCUAAAUGUAGAACGUUCAGCAUACCAGGAAACACGAAGUCGUCUAUGGUUAUAAGCGAACGCACGUACGCUCGCUGAAAAGUUAAAAAAACUGACAGAAAUCGUUUUAGGGGAAUCCCCCCUAAUCCCCAGACCCUACCUCGUUCCAGUCUUCCUCUACUGUCAUAAGAUCGAUCCGCGACGUCGAUUGCACCAUCACUUUCGCGUGCGCUUCUGUUAUUAGGAUCGCUAACUGAAUACAAAUAACUCGACUUGAAAAGAGUUUAAGUUACCACAGAUUUUCUCUGUCCAGCAAGAAGAAACCUAAAUUUCAGUAUCCAAGCGGGUUAGAAUGGGUAAGCAGUAAAGUCUAGCGAAGGGGCAGAGGUCCCUCUUUUUGCCGUUGUUUCUAAUCGAGCCGAUUCCCCUUUUUAUCUGCAUUAAUUUCAGCAGACUGGCUAUUUAUAUCUCUAGCAACCUGUUGACAGUUUUCGAUCAGUCUUUCACGUUUGUUUCUCUUACAGGUUUCUCUCACAUGGUAUGAAGUGCGCCAUCGAGCUCAAGGUUAGAGGGGAUUUGUGUAAUUAAAAUGUUUCGUCACAUAUCAGUUUAUUAUCGCGCUAAAGAAUACAUUCGAGUUCGACGAAGAAACCUGCUCAGUGUGGAGAAUGUUUGUGUUAUGAACUUGUUAAAAACCCGAACUACAACGAUCCUGUAGGGGCGUCCGAAAACAUAAAUUCAAUUUCAGUUGGGCUAUUCUUGUCAGACGAAGAAGUUUCAAAAUUAUUGUAAAAUCUUACUUUCCUUCUCUUCGGCGUUCGCCGACUCGGGGCUCAUAGUAACGGGUAAGUUUUGUUUAGACCACUCUAAAUCCUUCGUGUUUAGAACUUUCACGUCAUCUACAAGCAAAAUUGAAUGUCCUUUAAUGACGGUGAUGAUAAUAAGAACAAUAAUAAUAAUAAAUUAGAUUUAUAUAGCGCUAAAUACAGAGUGUGUUUCCGAGAGUGUUUCCUUGAGCCAGUAAAAAAAAAAUCUUCGAUAUGUAGCAAAACCUUAGCUAAAGGUAAUUAAUUAGGUUAACUACACUCCUUCAAUUACCCUGGGUUCCAGGGUUCUUUUUUCUCGCGUUGUUCGGCCGACGAAAAACUUGUCUUCGGCCGAGGCCGAAGAGACGAGCGGCGAAGCCGCGAGAAAAACAGGUCACUUUGAAAAACUCGAAACUAAGCGAGACUUACCAUCUAAAGCCAGGAUCUCCGCUUCUACUUUUUCUCCAUCCCAAUUGACAGUCACCACCAUUCCUACAGUCAAAUCCAGUUGUUUUUCGAUGAUUAUUCGAGUUGGUGCGAUCCCGGUUUUUUGCUCUUGCCGGAAGUAAAACAACGCAUUCGAAGGACGCCUAUUCUGUUUGCACAACAGUCUGAGAGACAUGAUUACUGAUCUCAAGUAUAAGCAAGUGAUAGCACAACUGAUAAAAACCGCGAGCUAGACUAGAUCGAGUGACAAUUGGUCGCUACUCUAGUCAUUUUAUACACUUUCAUAGCGUACGGCGGAUCGAAAUUCUAUAGUUUUUAUUGGACAAAUGGAGAGUAAUUGUUUUCAACUUAGCAUAUGAAUAACACACGCGCUUUGUGUUUGCAUUGGUAAUGAGUGGAUUGACAUCUUGCCGACGGUACGGUGUAUUCCCUCAAGAGAUUCCAUUUUGAUUUCAAUCAAAAGCGCUUGAUAUUUUCGGUAAACUAGUUUUCGGUAAACUAGUUGAAUAAACUUGAUCUUGAAUAAAAAAUGUGUAUCGAUAAUCGAAUGUUACGUAACUAAAGAUGAUGGAGGAGUAGAAAAAGAACCGUGAUUAUUCAUGAAGGCAUUUGUAAACAAUGCUUAUAUUUACAAAGUUCGUGUUGAAUGUUGUUACUGUUAUUCUCCCACGCGAUAGUACUGUUGGUUUGGCAAGCAUGAUCUAAACAGAGCAGAGUUUAAUUCCUUGCAGAGGGGAAACACGCUAUAUUAGGAACCUUCAAGUGUUUACCAAACUAACUUUAGUCUGUCCGAUGUACUCUUGACUGAUCGCAGUGCGAAGACUAUUAACUUUGACAGGAUCACGGCUCGAAACAUCCCUUCCAAAGGAAUUGUAAGCUACGGUUUCAAAACAUAUCGCCAGCCGUUCGCCACGAACAUCCAGUUCGAACGGCUCACAACUUUUUUGAAACGUAUAGCUCCAGCCGUUCGAACGGCUCCCAAUUUUUUUUGAACGGAUAGCUCCAGCCGUUCGAACGGCUCCCAAUUUUUUUGGAACGGAUAGCUCCAGCCGUUCGAACGGCUCCCAAUUUUUUUUGAACGGAUAGCUCCAGCCGUUCGAACGGCUCCCAAUUUUUUUUGAACGGAUAGCUCCAGCCGUUCGAACGGCUCAUAAUUGUUUUUGAACGGAUAGCUCAAGCCGUUCGAACGGCAUCCCAUCCCGUUCGAACGGCUGAUAAACGGCUUACGAACGGCUACCGUUUCAAAACGGCAAACCGUAAGGAACGUUUUCGCGUGAGAGGUCACAUUAUAUAAUGAAGGCAUCGAAAGCCUCCUCUGAAACCAGUGUCCUUAAAUACUUAGGUGAAUACGAUUGUGAUUCUAAAUUGUCUUUAAGUUCGAGAUACAUGUAUGAAAAAACAUUAAUGUGUUACAAUUUAUACUUCAGUUUACUAUCAAUACUAAAUGGCUACAGGCCUCAUUUUGGAAAAGAGGCUAAAGGUGAUUCGCAAAUGGCCUAUUGAAAAAGGAACAGAGUAACAAUUUAACCUAUCCAAAUGAUAUGGCUUUUUCAUAUUGGUGUCCCACCGCGUCAAAAUUUUUGUAAUUAUUAUUUUAGAGAAUCACGCUCAAAAUGGAUUCAUAGUUCUCCUCUUUCUUUCCCUUAGAUAACACUACUUUGGUUACUAUGGCUGCAGUCUCCGAUAAAAUGUGAACCCAUACCAUGUCCUCUGUCAAAAAACAUUGUACGGUAUAGUCCCAAUGGUGAAAUAGUGGACUGUGUUCCUUGUGCAAACUGUCCCAUUGGACAGGGAUUGUCAGUUCCUUGUGGAUCCAAGGUGUCAAAUGACUCAAAAAUUGAGUGUGUAUUUUGUGAACCUAACAAAACUUUCUCUGAUAAGCAUGGAAAAGGUCACUGCAAAACGUGUCAAGAUUGUGGUUUGAGGAAUAUGAUUAAGGAAUGCACAAUUAACCACAACCGUGAGUGUGGGAAAACAUGUCCUAAAGGAUAUGAAUUUGACAUUAACAUUGAUGACUGUGUGAAAGUGGAAUCAAUGAUGCCCACACCUACUACAACACAUUCCACAAAAACUGUUAAAUUGGAAACCAGUCACAAAGAGAUAACUGAAACACAAUCUGAAACGGAAGCCUAUGAUGUUACCACCACUGCCUCAAGUCCUUCAGUUAAAGUCAAGAAAAACAGCAGUCAACCACUAAAAGAAAAUUAUGACUCUGCAAAUGUGUGGUCAACAAACAAAGUUCAGCCUGGACAGGACCACAAAACACUUUUAACAAUUAACUAUGUUUUGAUAGCUUUAGUUAUUGUGUUUGCUCCAACUAUCUUAGUGCUGGUGAUAGUGAUUGUCCACAAGAAAAGGCAAGAUCACAGUAAUCCAAGAGAUGAGGAGUCAACAGGUAAGAUUUUAACACUCAAAAAUUGGUCAAAAAUCGUGCUAGUAAGUCCUCUGGUCUUGCCAUCAGGGAACUGAUAGCAUGAAAAGUGUUUUUUAAAAAGCUGAUGACAAAACAGGUGAUAUGUCAAAUCACAAGUAAAAAUUUUAAACACUAACCUCAACCCUUAAACUUCCACCACCAACCAAAACAAAAUUUCUCCUUACAACAUGAUUAAAACAUCUGCAGAUAAGUGGUGAGAAUAAAGCAAAAUAUCAGUUAACAUUAUUUGUUGAUCCAUUACCAAUUUCACCAAACUCAAUCUAUAUGAAUUGUGUGGCAGACAGUAAGGAGAAUUACUAAUGAAAUAUUGAGAGUGAAAAGGUCACCUGAAACAGGAACAAGAAAUUUACAUCCAGUGUUUAAUGUCAAGACAUAAGUUGCCCAGUAGUUUGGGAAGGCAGUUGAUUCUGCUCCCCAAUUUCUUCAGAGCACUUUUCCAAUAUUAUUUCAGAAAACCAAUCUGAAAAUGUUUUAUUUUAGAUCACAUCUUCACCCUCAUCCACUUACAUUUUACCUUUUCAAUUAGUUCAGUGAAGUCAUCCAUAAAAUUUGACAACAAGCCCACAUCUUUAACCCCUAAAGAGUGACCAAGACAGAAUCUCUCCUUACAAUCGAUAUCUGUACGAUGUUGAGAAGACAAGUGAUGAGAAUUAAGACAAAUAUUGAUUGGGCAAUACUUAGUUCGUCCAAUAGCAAAUUCUCCCAGCUAACAUAAACAGAACUGUCUAGCAGACAGUAAGGUGAAUUAAUUAUGAGAUCUGAAUCUUUGUGACGUAGACUGAAUAUAUUCAUAAAUUUUCUUAAGAUUUAAUUUUGCUGAUCAUAACUUUAAGUUUGCUUUACAAUUAAUUUUAGCUCUCCUUUCUAUAUUUUUGCAUAUAAAGUCUUCAUGCAUGCAGUGCUUGGUCAAUAAUUGCAAUUAACUUAGAACAUACCAUUUUCAGAUAAUGCUGCAGAAAUUAUUCCACUGACUGAUGUUGGUGAAAGUGAGGGUUCAUCACAAGCCACAAAUAGUGGCUCUUCAACACAAGGUAUUUUAAACUUUGAAUUCAACAUAGAAUAGGUUAGCAUUAUCUUACAAAAAAGGAAAAAACAAAAACAAAAAGGAUUGCAUUGAUAAAAAGCAAUUACCUAUUGUUCUGUAAUUUUUUUCUUUACCUCAAGUUCUGGGGAUUGAAAGAGGGUAAGUUUCUAGUGAAAUUGCUGUGUUGCAUUGGUGGGAGAGUAUAACAGGGUAAUAAUAACAUCAAAUUAGUUCAUAAUGUAAAUUGGCCACCAUAAAGAGUUUAAAAGGCUGACAUUUCAAGCAUUUAUAGCCCUUCAUCAGAUUGAUUGGAAGAAUUGUAGGUUGUGUGUGUUUAUAUAAAAAUUAUGCAGAUAAUGGAGCUAUGCUAAUUGUGGGAAUAUGGUGAAGAGAAAGCAAGAAUAAAUUUUAGUUAAACUCUCUCAAACUAGAGAUUUAGUUUGCUACUCAGUAUAAUAAAAUUCUAUCAUGAGACCUCAUUUAGCAUAAACCAAGCAGCAACCAGCCUUUGAUCAGCUAUCCAAACCUGGCCUCAUUUAAUUUUCAUGACUUGAAUUAGUAAUUUCACUUUAAAUCUAUAAGAUGUAUGUAUCACAUAUUGCUUUUAUACAAUUGGCGUAAACAUUUGAACCAAAAAUUAUAUUUCAGUUCUCUGUCACAGUUCAACAAUUAUCACUGUAUGACCAAAAAUUGUGGCUUUAUCAAUUAAUGCAGUUUAAAUGUUGACUUCUUAAACUCUAAGAUCUGAUUCAUUUUAAAUUCUCCCUUCUAUAGUGGCAUCUGUUUAUUCCAGCCCCUAGAAAUCAGGAAGCCAGGAGUAUUUUCAUUAGCUGCCAACAAAGUUUGAAUUCUCAUUACCUGGUGGCUGGUUCAAAUAUCAAAAUUGUGUGGAGAACAUGUUAAUCACAUCAGAGAAUUUAAGAGAAAUAGCUUCAAGUUUUUAUGUUUUUUUCAUUUUUUCAUUAGAGGAUUUGCAUGAUCCUGCUCCUCAGGAUAAUGCCACAGAACCACUUUUAACACAGACAUUGGUGGACAUUCCAACAGGUAUAAUUGAGUCUAAAGGGCCAUUUUACAAUUGUGUACUUCAUUGCAAAGCCUUUGAUUGGAGUGAGGCUGAAGGUGACCAUGUUGUGAUAGAGACCAGUAUCUACUAGUAGUUGGCAUGAUAACAAAGUAAUUAAUUUACAUUUGAAAGCAGCAAGGUUUACUUUGUAUCAUAACAACAUCACCCCUUGCCUCACUCAUGUUCGAAGACUUAGCAACCAAGCACACAACUGUAAAAUGGACCAUUACAUUAUGACAUUUUUUCUUUUAAAUUUUUUUCUCUAUAUAUCUUAGUAUUCCUACAAUUACCUUCCAGUAAAUUAACCAAAAGGUUGCAAAUUUUAUGAAAUGUUCUAAACAAUAAUUAAAAAAGGCCUGCAUUUUGUUUUUUGCUAACUAAUGAUUUUCUUAAAUAAUAGAUGAGUAAAAACAAUAUUCAUCAACAAUUAUCUUUUUAGAUAACAACAUAUCAAGAUGUGAGGUUUCUUCUCAUGCCAGUGAUGCUCAAGGGGAGGAUGACAUGAAUGUAGAAAAUAUUCCUGCAGGUGAUAAUAAACUAUAGUCACAAUAGCAAAAGCCUCACUCCAAGGUUGUAUUAAUCUUAAAAUGAGGUGAUGAAAACAGUACAUACCGGUUCUUGUAUUGUAAUGAUAACAUGAUAAAAACCCAUGCAACUAAAAUGGAAAAUGACUUUUACCAACCAUUUGUCUAUACAUCAAUAAAUAAAAUAAAUACAGUCAAUAUCCGUGGCACCUGUAAUUCAUAAAAACUGCAUAAUUUAAGGGAUUCAACACAAAUGUCCCCAAAUCUGUAAACUUGUUGAUGUGAAAUGUGCACACCUCAAAAUUGUGAAGUGAACAUGUCCCAAAUAAUUUCAAAUAUUUAUUAACUUCCUUUCCUUUUUGUCUCAUAGAUGUUCUUGUCUCUGGUAUGGAAACAUUUUGUGAUGAGAAUGGUAACUUGUUCAACUAUGUUCAAAAAAAACUUGAUGCCGCAGAGUCCCAUACUCGCAAAACAUGGCGCAGUGUUGGAAGAGAGCUGAAGGUUAAUCCUGAUACUUUAAACUUGAUAGAAGCUGACACAAGAAGUCCCACAGCAUGUCUACUUGAAGCAUUAAAAACUUCUGCAAAGGAGCCUACAAUGAGGAAAUUUGUUCAAGCCCUCAAAAAUUGUGCAAGAAAUGACAUUGCAAAAUACAUCUGCAGCAGGCCAUGGGCCUCAACAGAACAUUAA